ACUCAGCAUGUGAGCCCGCAGGGCCGAGCAGCUCCUCCGGGCGCGGGGGCCGGACCCGCCGCCGCCUCUUCCUCCUCCUCCUCCUCCUCCCGGCCGCCCUCCGGCCUGGGCCCGGGGCCAUGGAGCAGUUGGCGCUCUGGUCCCUGCUCCUGACGGCGCCUAGCUGGGCCGACUUGUGCCCACGUCGCUGCCACUGCCAGGCCCCGGCCCCGUCUCUGGCGGUUCUGUGCGCCCGCACCGGGCUUCUCUUCGUGCCCGCCCUGCUGGACGCCCGCACGGCCGAGCUGCGCCUGACGGACAACUUCAUCGCGGCCGUGCGGCGUCAGGACUUCGCCAACCUGACCCGUCUGCUGCACCUCACCCUGUCGCGCAAUACCAUCAGCCAGAUCCUGCCCUGGGCCUUCGCCGACCUGCGGGCCCUGCGGGCCCUGCACCUGGAUAGCAACAGGCUGCUGGCCCUGGACGGCGAGCAGCUCCGCGGCCUUCCCAACCUGCGCCACCUGAUCCUCAGCAACAACCAGAUCAGCUCCAUCGCCCCGGCCGCCCUGGACGACUUCGCCGAGACGCUGGAGGACCUGGACCUGUCCUACAACAACCUGGAAGGCCUGCCCUGGGCCGCCGUGGGCCGCCUGGCCAACGUCAACUCUCUCAGCCUGGACCACAACCUCAUCGCCCACGUGCCGCCCGGUGCCUUCGCCAACCUUCAAAAGCUGGCGCGGCUGGACAUGACGUCGAACCGGCUGAAGACCAUCCCGCCGGACCCGCUCUUCCUGCGCAUCCCCGUGUAUGCCCGGUCGCGGGGCUCCCCGCUCUCCUCCCUGGUGCUCGGCUUCGGGGGCAACCCCCUGCACUGCAACUGCGAGCUGCUCUGGCUGCGCCGCCUGACCCGCGAGGAUGACCUGGAGACCUGCGCCUCGCCGCCCGGCCUCCUGGGCCGCUACUUCUGGACGGUGCCCGAGGAGGAGUUCGUCUGCCAGCCGCCCGUCAUCACCAGGGCCUCGGCCCGCGCCACCGUGGCCGAGGGCCAGCCGGUGAGCCUGCGCUGCCGGGGCUCCGGGGACCCGGCCCCCAGCGUCCACUGGCUGGCCCCCGACGGGCGCGUGGUGGCCAACUCCAGCCGCCUGCGGGUCUCCGAGGCCGGGAGCCUGGACAUCGCCGUCACCCGUCCGCGGGACAGUGGUGUCUUCACCUGUGUGGCCUCCAACGCCGCUGGGGAUGCCACGGCCUCGGUGGAGCUGAGUGUGGGGCCCCGGCCACGGGAGGCCAAUGGCAGCAGGCCGCGCCCGGGGCCCUCGGACAUCCUCACGGCAGGCCGGGGCAACGGCACGGCCGUCGGUGCCCAGCCCCGGGUGGUGGCCGUGGCCCAGGUGACCACCUCCUCGGCCCUGGUACACUGGGAGCCGGGCGCCCCGGCCCCUGGGCUCCGCAUGUAUCAGAUCCAGUACAACAGCUCGGCCGACGACACCCUCAUCUACAGGAUGAUCCCGCCUUCCAGCCGCUCCUUCCUGGUGCUAGACCUGGCGUCCGGCCGGGCCUACGAGUUGUGCGUGCUGGCCGUGUACGACGACGGGGCGACUGCCCUGACAGCCACGCGGGCCCUAGGCUGCGUGGGCUUCUCCACCCUCCCGGAGCCCGGGCAGUGCCCGUCCCCGCACCCCCCGGCCCUGGGCGGGGGCACCCUCAUUGUUGUCCUCGGCGGGGCCAUCGCCGCCUCCGCCCUCGCCUUCAUCUUCAUUCUCAUCGCCCGCCACCGAGGAGGCUCCAAGACCCCCGGCCCUCCGGUCAGCCACGUCUGCUCCCAGACCAACGGGGGCUCGGCCGGGCCCGGGGGUCCCCCGCCCAGAAAGGACCAGGACCCCAAGGCCCUGGCGACUGAGCCCCACGAUGCGCCCUACUCCGGAGAACAGGCCCCCGCCAGCCCAGCCCGGCCAGGGGAGAGGAUGAAGCCAAGCGAAUGGACGGACGUGAUCAUCUGACGCCGCCGUGCGAACUCGGGACCAGGGGGCCGCAGGGGCCGUGUGGUCUGGUUUCAGGCCCAAUCUCUCAAUCCCCCCUCCCUCCCUUGAGCGGCCCUGGAGCCCCCUGUCCCUAGGAUCCCCUGCCCGGAACCCCUGGACAGCCAGAGCCCCUGGAAGGGAGGCGAGAGGCCAGGGAGGCCCGUUGCCAUGGAGACGAGGGGGGUCGGAGCGGCCAUCUUGGAUAUGUCCACUCAACGCUGGCGAGAGACAGACCCACGCAAGGCCACGUGGACCGUCCCCUUCCCCCUGACUCCGUCCUCCUCCCGUGACCCUGGAGGAUGGGGACCAGGUCCCUCUGGGAAUACAGGGUCAUGGGGGCUCUUUUCAACCCCCGUCCCCCGCCAUCAGGGACUUUUUAAAAAUAAAAUGGCUCGUGACGCUGGCUGCCACUCCCGAGGCCUGACCCCUGGAUGCCCCGCGUCCGGCGGUCCGUCCGGGGCCGUUCCGUGAGGAAGAAGGGAAUGGUCCGGUGACCCCCGAGAGCCUGGAGGGGAAGGAUCUGGG
This is a messenger RNA of Tachyglossus aculeatus (Australian echidna), 2522 nucleotides long. Its product is annotated as leucine-rich repeat and fibronectin type III domain-containing protein 1-like protein. The record is from RefSeq and is a predicted model, not a curated record. The coding region runs from base 120 to 1976 and encodes 618 amino acids. The transcript is spliced from 6 exons. Lineage: Eukaryota; Metazoa; Chordata; Mammalia; Monotremata; Tachyglossidae. Gene Ontology annotation, molecular function: protein binding.